Molecule: messenger RNA, 623 nt
Organism: Cladocopium goreaui
Lineage: Eukaryota; Dinophyceae; Suessiales; Symbiodiniaceae
Source: the annotation of a GenBank genome assembly
CUUAUUUGUCAGCGUUUCCCCCGUGAAAUCUCGGGAUUUCGUUGGAACCGAAGAUGUCGCAGCCAUCUGCGAGGUCCCUUCACAAGGACAUGAAGCAAAGGUCCAAGGCCGCUCAAGAUGCGCGGCAGGAGUUCUACGACAUGGUGCACUUUUCGGAUGUGUUCCUUCUAUCCAUCAUGUUUGGAUUCUCCGUGAUUGGCAACAUGUACCCUCCGCAAACGAGAAGUCAGCUGCUGAUUGGCCUGUCCCUGUACCUUGGUGCUUUCUUCAUCUACUUGUACAUCAAGGCUGGUGAGCCCCCAAAGAAGAGGCGAAAGGGCAAAAAAUCGACCAAGGAGGAGGAUGAGGCUGAAAAGAAAGAUGAGAAGAAACCCAAAGAGGAGAAAGAACUGAAAGAAGCAAAGGAGGAAAAGUGAACUGAACGUGAUGCGACAACCUGAAUUUCUUGAGUUUCGUCUUGCCGCGCGAGACGUUGAAACCCUUCAGCAGCGGGAUGUGACACGAAACCACUCGCCUACUGGGUUCACCUCUGUUGAUGCGAAACCGCAACGGGAUCCCUGUCGGCGUGGCGCCUGUCUCACCAUUUCAGCUCGACGGUCGAAGGACCAGAUUGCGCUGAAAAA